This is a messenger RNA of Leucoraja erinaceus (little skate), 7923 nucleotides long. Its product is annotated as guanylyl cyclase C-like. Lineage: Eukaryota; Metazoa; Chordata; Chondrichthyes; Rajiformes; Rajidae. The record is from RefSeq and is a predicted model, not a curated record. Gene Ontology annotation, molecular function: guanylate cyclase activity; protein kinase activity; peptide receptor activity. Bases 536 to 3547 code for a protein of 1003 amino acids. The transcript has 27 exons. Gene Ontology annotation, biological process: protein phosphorylation; intracellular signal transduction; receptor guanylyl cyclase signaling pathway.
CAGCUCACAACAGCAGACAUGGGGAUUGCAACACGUAAAUGACAUCAAGACUGUCGGGACUUGACUGAACAGUCCACUAAUGCAGGGAGUAUGUGACCCUUGUGCGCUUUGCUCAAUUGCAUUAAUGUGGCAUCCACAACCACGAACAAUGCUGUUAGUUUUCUGGAUCUUUUAGCUAGGGAUCUAUGUUGUGAUUUACUGACACCAGUUAAAGCCAGCUAGUCUGCACUAUCAUCAGUCUGAAGAAGGGUCCCAUUCUGAAAUGUUGUCCGUCUAUUCCAGAUGAUGCCUGACCCGCUGAAUUCCUCCAGUAUUUUGUGUUUUACUACAUGAUGCUACUUACAGUGAGGUCAGAGCAGGAGAAAGAAGGAUUUCCGCAAAUGAAGCUGGCCUGGGAAAUUGCAGAAUGGAAUAUGGGAAGAUCGGCCUUUGAAGUUUUUGAACAUUAUGCUGGAGGCCUCAUGUAAAGGAGUGACAUAAUGGAGAAAUAUUCUGUACCCACAAGUGAUCAAAUGGAUGCCAUAAUUCUCACUCAAUGUCUCAAUACAUUGGUAGUUAUAAUGUCACUGUAAACGCAUCAUAUGAUGGUUUUGACACAGUAUCCUUUUCGCCCAAAGGAUGUUCCACAAGUGCUUGUGGAGGGUUGGUGAAACUUCAGGAUUUAUAUAUGGAUGGAAACUUGGGCUGUGCUGUCGUGGGUCUCACGUGUACCUAUGCGACCUUUCAAAUUGUCUCGCUGGAUCAUUUUUUGGAUAUCCCCAUGAUAUCCGCGGGAAGCUUUGGGUUAUCUUGCGACAAAAAACCCAACUUGACCAGGAUCCUCCCCACAGCUAGGAAAAUCUCCAGCUUCUUCAUAUCGCUCUGGAAUGACAAGGACAUUGUGAAAAAAUAUAAGUGGGACUCAACUUACAUCUACAAAAAAAAUGAAACCUCGGAAUCCUGUUUCUGGUUCAUUAAUGCCUUGGAGGCUGGCUCAGCUGAUUUCUCCUUGGGUUUAGAAGUGAAGGAAAUCAUCCGGGACUCAGUAAAAUUUAAGACGAUAGUGAAUGACCCAAACAGAAAGAGUAAUGUGAUCAUUUUGUGUGGGACAAUCGAUGAUGUUGAGACAUUAGUUGAUGGUGUGACGAUGGAUAAAGAUAUUGUCAUCAUUCUGCUGAACCUGUUCAACCACACCAACGGAACGUCAAUGAACUACAUGAAACAAGUACUAGUGGUGACCCUGAUGUCCACAGAUCACAAGAUGCCUCCAGAUAAUAACCAGACUUCACAAGGGGGGCAUAACAUUUCACCGGAGAAUAACGACUACCUGAGCGGGUACUCGGAAGCUGUAAAACUCUUUGGGUCUGUUCUCAAUGAUUUUCUGACCAGGAAUCAGACCCCCACCCGGGACAACUUCCGGCAAAGUUUUCGUAAUACCUCUUUCACAGGACUUGAUGACAACCAAGUUUACCUGGAUGAAUAUGGAGACCGAGACUUUAACCUGACUGUUCUGUACGCUUCAACCAAGACCACAACAUACGAGACAUGGUUCAUCUUUGACACCCAGAAUAACCAAACAAAUGUCUUUGAACUGGAGCCUGAUUUUGCCUGGAUGGAUGGACUGCCUAGCAGUAAGCCGCUAUCCACCUCAGAUAAUGGCAUGUUGGAGUACGCAGUGAUCGGUCUGACAAUCACCGUUGUGGUGGUGACACUGAUCGCAAUGGUUGUACUGCGGAAGUACAGAAUGGAACGGAAAAUCCGUCUGAAGAAAUGGUCGCACAUUUCGAGCGAUCGGAUCGUUCCGUUGGAAGUAGCCGAACACAGCUACAUCAACCUGAAGAUUGAAGAAGAUAAGAGAAAAGAUAACUUUGUGCCGAUAUUGAGAGCAAAAUAUGACAAAAAGAUUGUUAUUUUGAAGGAACUGAAGCACAAAGAUGGCAACUUUACUGUGAAGCAAAAAAUUGAACUUAACAAGUUGCUCCAAAUCGAUUACUAUAAUUUAAUCAAGUUCUAUGGGACGGUGAAGAUCGAUAUGGAGAUAUUCAAGGUGAUUGAGUACUGUGAGCGAGGAUCACUGAGGGAUGUUUUGAAUGAUACAAUAUCAUAUCCCGAUGGGACUUUUAUGGAUUUGGAGUUCAAGGUAUCGGUCAUGUAUGACAUUGCAAAGGGUAUGUCAUAUCUACAUUCAAGCCACCUAGAAGUGCAUGGGAAUCUAAAAUCGACGAAUUGCGUGGUGGACAGUCGGAUGGUUGUGAAAAUUACUGACUUUGGGUGUAAUACCAUUGUUAUGCCACAGAAAGGUCUGUGGACAGCCCCCGAACACCUGCGGAAGGAGGGAGUAUCUCAGAAAGGUGACACGUACAGUUAUGGAAUCAUAGGUCAGGAGAUCAUCCUUCGAAAGGAUACCUUCCAUACUCGAGCAUGUAGCAAUCCAGCAGAGAAAUUGAAGAGGGUGAUUAUGGCAAAUGAAUCUGUUCCACUUCGACCCAGUCUUCCCCUGGAGACGGCCACGGACAGAGAACUGGAGGUGUAUGGGCUGAUCAAGAACUGCUGGGACGAAGAUCCAGAAAAAAGACCAGACUUCAAGAAAAUUGAGGCCACACUGGUCAAAAUAUUCAGCACAUUCCACAGUGAGACCAACAAGAGCUACAUGGACACGCUGAUCCGUCGGCUUCAGAUGUACUCAAAGAACCUGGAGCACCUGGUGGAAGAGAGAACAUUCCUGUACAAAGCUGAACGCGACAGGGCAGAUGAGCUGAACUACAUGCUACUUCCUAAGCCUGUGGUGAUAUCACUGAAAACAACUGGCUGUGUGGAGUCCGAGCUUUUUGAAGAAGUGACCAUCUACUUCAGUGACAUUGUGGGGUUUACCACCAUCUGUAAGUUCAGCACUCCCAUGGAAGUGGUCGUCAUGCUAAACGACAUGUACAAGAACUUUGAUCAGAUCCUGGACAAUCACGAUGUCUACAAGGUGGAAACCAUUGGAGAUGCCUACAUGGUGGCAUCAGGUUUGCCAAAGCGGAAUGGAAACAGACAUGCGGUGGACAUCACCCGGAUGGCUCUGGACAUUUUAAACUUCAUGGGGUCAUUUGAGCUGGCUCACCUGCCCAGCCUCCCGAUAUGGAUCAGGAUAGGUAUUCACUCAGGUCCUUGUGCUGCGGGUGUGGUGGGGACCAAGAUGCCACGAUAUUGCCUAUUUGGGGAUGUGGUCAACACAGCUUCACGUAUGGAGUCCACAGGGUUACCACUAAGAAUUCAUGUUAACCAGUCAACGAUCAAUAUAUUGAAAAGGACAAAGUGUAAAUUUGAAUAUGAGAUGCGAGGGGAAACCUUUCUAAAGGGAAGAGGAACUGAAGUCACCUACUGGCUCACGGGAGAAACGGACCGCAACUUCACACUGCCCGCACCCCCCUCGGCGGAGAACUUGCAGCGACUUCAGGCCGACUUUGCUGAGAUGAUUAUUGAGUCCCUUGAGAAGCGGAGGGCAUCCGAGUGCAAGACAGUGACCAAAGAAGAACUUGAAUACCUGCAGCUUGGCUCCUCAGAGUUACUCAGCACAUACCUGUAGCCGUGAGGACCACUGUUGUGUGGAGAUGUCUGGAUACAGUCCUGUAUGGAUGCACAAUGCUUCAAAUGUUCACUUUGAAGCAUUAUUGAAGCUUUGAAGAAAUAUGUCAACCUAUUGCUGCUGAAUAUUUAUGCUUUUCAGAGUCAUUGCCGGGGCAGGUGUUAUCUUUCUGACUUUAGUAUUGGGUUCCCUCAGUUCCAGUGUAGUAGAGGCCGGCUGCAUAGUAAAUCUUGUUUCUAUCUGGUCUAUUAAUGAGCUGAGAUGUACCAAGAUGUAGUCACAGUGUGUAUUUCGAAACAUUUCGACCCGGAACGUCACCUGUUCCUUCUCUCCAGAGAUGCUGCCUGUCCCGUUGAGUAACUCCAGCAUUUUGUGCCUAUCUUCUUGUGUGUAUUUCUCUCUCUGCUCAAUGUCAGCUGAAACCACCUGGCGAUUCUUUCACCACUGAGUCGAAAGGUCUGAAGUAAAGAGAAACGGACUGACCUUUUCCACAAUCCUGAGAGAUAACGUCAGAGGUACUGUGUUACAAAUAAGACGUUGAACAGAGGCCCAUGCCUGAUUACUCAGACAGAAGGAUCCUGUGCUGUAAAGACGUGCAGAGGAAUUCCCCCAAUACCCUGGGCAAUAUUCUUGACGUGCUUCAUAGAUAGCGGAAAGGCCUUGAGCUGUCCUAAGAUGAGAGAUUCUGGACAACCCCAGGAACUGUGUCUGUGGAAUUCUCCGCCUCAGAAGGUGAUGGAGGCUGGUUCUUUGGAUGCUCUCAAGAGAGAGCUAGAUAGAGCUCUUAAAAAUAGCGGAGUCAGGUGAUAUGGGGAGAAGGCAGGAACGGGGUACUGAUUGGGGAUGAUCAGCCAUGAUCACAUUGAAUGGCGGUGCUGGCUCGAAGGGCCAUUUGGCCUACUCCUGCACCUGUUGUCUAUUGAACCUGGAUAAGCACUAAUGCUGCAAAAUCCUCUGGGGUCCAAUGAUCAUUAACCUCUCCACAGCUCUCUCACCUGAAUGCUUUGGCUGACAAUUCAAACAAAGUGAAAAUGUGACAAUAUUUGGGGGAGUGAUAUUUGUCACUAUUAAAUAGCUUACUGAAGGAAACAGUGUGCAGAACAUGUGAAUAAGAUUGGGGGAAAAAGUUGUAGCGGGUGGGUUUUGGAAAGAGUUUUGCCAAGAGUUUGAAGAGGCUAGAUCGCUCAUUGGAAGUCUCAAAACUCAAUGGAAGUCUUGGGAUAAAUGCAAAGUUUUGUAGGAAAUAUAUGUGUAAUUAUUGUCAAAUGUUGUUUGUUGGCAGUGUAUGAUUAAUUCAUACGAGUGUUAAUAAAUGCUUUCAAUGUGAUUAUUUGGAGGUGUAACUUGUAAACUGCAACAAAGAUUUGGUUUGAAUACUACCUUUAACAGAGUAAAAUGUCCAAGAUGCUUCACAGGCAAGAUUUCAAAUACUUUACACCAAGCCGUGCGGAGAUACGGGGUAGAUGACCAAGAUGUUGGUUGAAGUCAUGUGAGGGGUUAAGUUCGGGAAGUGGUUUUAAGCUCACAUAUUCACAUAUACCACCAGCGUUUGGAACAUGAUAGUUGGGUUUCACCCUUCAUGACAAUUAUCUUACCCAUGGACAGAGUUCCGCUUGUUCCUUUGGGCCAUUCCAAUGAAACUACCGACUCUAAUUUCUCUUCCUGGUCCCAUGUUUGGUGAUAGUACCAACCCCGAGUAUAUAAACCAAACAUAUAUACCAAACAUAUAAGAUUGUUAAGGGCUUGGACACACUAGAGGCAGGAAAUAUGUUCCCAAUGUUGGGGGAGUCCAGAACCAGGGGCCACAGUUUAAGAAUAAGGAGUAAGCCAUUUAGAACGGAGACGAGGAAACACUUUUUCUCACAGAGAGUGGCGAGUGUGGAAUUCUCUGCCGCAGAGGGCGGUGGAGGCAUGUUCUCUGGAUGCUUUCAAGACAGAGCUAGAUAGGGCUCUUAAAAAUAGCAGAGUCAGGGGAUAUGGGGGGAAGGCAGGAACGGGGUACUGAUUGGGGAUGAUCAGCCAUGAUCACAUUGAAUGGCGGUGCUGGCUCGAAGGGUCAAAUGGCCUACUCCUGCACCUAUUGUCUAUUGAGUCUUGACCUCCUCAAAGACUGAGUCCUUUUUUCAAAUCUCUUCCCAUCAGUCCACUCAAAAACAACUUGCCUUUCUGUCAUUGUUGCAGAUCAUCAUUUCAUUCCUUUCCUACCCCAUUGGACUCGCAGUCUUUCAAAUUUGGCACUGUCUUUCCUAGAAUUCUUUAAAACUCAUCAGGAGGAUGAAUCAAUGCAAAAUGUCUGGCCCAGUGGCGUAACCGGGCCAAGUGCUGCAGACCUGUGCAGACCAACUGGCUGCCACUUCUGUCAUCUGAUGUUUCCACCUGCUUCAAAAAGGGCAUCAAUUGUACCGGUGCCCAAAAAGGACACGGUGAACUGCAUCCUGUUCUUCGAGAGAUUCACGACGGUGCAAGUCAACUCCUGCCUCAAAAAUGAUCUGGAUCCCCUUCAUUUUGCCUAUUGCCACAACACGACAAAACAGCAGAUGCUAUCUUGCUGGUUAUAGACACAAAAUGCUGGAGUAACACAGCGAGUCAGGCAGCAUCUCUGGAGAAAAGGAAAAGGUGAUGUUUUGGGUUGGAACCUUUCUUCAGUCUCAAAAAAGUCUGAAGAAGGGUCCCAUCCUGAAACAUCGCCUGUUCCUUUUCUCCAGAGAUGCUGCCUGACCUGCUGAGUUAUUUCAUCAUUUUGUGUCCAUCUUUGGUAUAAACCAGCAUCUGCAGUUCCUUCCUACACUAUCUUGUUAGUUCUCUACCCUGCUGUGGGCCAUCUGGAGACAAGACAGGUUGCUGUUCAUUGACUAUCACUGACUUUCAAGAUAUCUCCAAACUCGAGCUGGACCGCCAUACCUCCUGUUGCAACUGGAUCCAAGGCUUCCUCAUCGUCAGAUCUCAAAAUAGAUUAACAUAUCCUAUCAGUGAUUGAAUUUCUACUGUGGCUUCUAUUUGAUAAGGCCUCUUGAUCCAAAAUAAUGGUAGGUGUGAAUCCGGGCUAGAUAAGGGUUCCAUUCCUGAGAACUCUCCGUAAAUCGAUUUUUUGCGCAAGUCAGAAAGGAACAAUUUAAUUGAGGGCCGAUAACAUUAAUAUUUAUCAAGUCGCCUAUCCAUGUCCUCUGCCUCCCUACCCAACCCUCCGAGUUCUACACAAGGUUCCAGCAUUGCAGUUUCCUUGUGCCUCCCUGUACAUUUAUUUAUUAACUUCCCCUGUGCAGUUAUAAACAGAAUCAGAAUAUACCUUGUCCAAUGGCUAGUUUCCAUGGCCUUAAUGUAUAGUUCAGUCUGAAGAAGGGUUUUGGCCCGAAACGUUGCCUAUUUCCUUCGCUCCAUAGAUGCUGCUGCACCCGCUGAGUUUCUCCAGCACUUUUGUCUACCUUCGAUUUUCCAGCAUCUGCAGUUCCUUCUUAAACACAAUGUAUAUUCGUUGUCUCUGCACUGCAUUUCGUUGUCUCUGUACUGUACACUGACAAUGACAAUUAAAGUUGAAUCUGAAUCUGAAUAUUACAUUGUUUGAUAAAGUGCCCAUAAAAGAGAUUAACGUCAGUUUUUAAAGCAAAUCUGUUAAGUAACCUCUUGUGAUAUGACAGUUGACUGAAACAGACAAUGGUGUCAGUAUGAUUACUUAGCGUUAAGGUUUUUUUUAAUAGAUUGGUUCUCUUUUUAAUUAACCAACUGCUUCCCUAUUCCACAACUCUGAAGUUGCUUUCCUACCUAACCUUCCAAACUUGAAAUAUUAUUUAAGCAGUUAUGGGAGAAAUUGUAUUUAGUCAAAUUUCGUAGGUCGAGACUUCCAUAACCUGGGGGACCUUUGUAUCUUAAAAAAAUAACAGAAAACAACACACAAAAAAAUGCAAAUAGUGUGAAUUGUUAAAUGUACAGCCCCAGUGGCCUAAUGGAUAAGGCACUGGCCUCCUAAGCCAGGGAUUGUGGGUUCGAGUCCCAUCUGGGGUGGUGAGUUUUUAAACAAUGUAGUGAUUCAUCUUACGAAGCUGGUUUGGUUCAGAAGGGGCAAGGCAAGGCAACUUUAUUUAUAUAGCACAUUUCAUACACGAGGCAGACUCCAGGUGCUUCACAUAAAAACAUGUCAUACAAUAAAAUGAAAUAAUAAAAUGAAAUAAAAUAGAAGAAUUAAAAGAAAAUAAAAGCAAAAUUAAAAAUGCAUUAUAAAAAGUUAAAAGUGCAAUUUAGUUAAGAUUUAGCUGAAAGCUAAAGUAAACAAAGUUUUCAGUCUUGUUUUAAAAGUGGUCAAAGUUGAGGCAAGUCUUAAAUCUUCAGGAAGUUUAUUCCAGCUAUUUGUUGCAUAGUAACUAAAUCCUGCUUUCCCAUGU